AUGUCUUGUGAACCACUACCACCAAAUGUACAACUACAUGUACUUCGUCCCCUCUCACCGUUAGAACGAUACUACACAAUCCGCCAGGAACUAAACUACUACAAAAACAUCAUCUCCUACGUACGCUACACCCACACAAAACUGUCAUUGAUUCCAUUCGCAAAUGUGAGGUCAGAAGUAACGCCAAUACUCUAUAGAGCACUGAGAUCUUUGAUUUUGACACAUCCAGCGCUUUCGGCUGCAUUCUUUUGUAUAAAAUCUAAUUCGCCGAGUUUUGUGCAUAUUCCUGUUGGAGUACAGGAAUUAGAACGAUUGAUGGAGGCACAGCAUGAUAUUGGAUUUAAUCAGGAUAAUUUUAAUAUACCGUUAUGGCGUGUGGUAUUUGUGUUGAAUAAAGCACGGAGGAACGAGCUUGGUGUAUUUUUUGUAUAUCAUCAUGGAAUUGGUGAUGGACAAAGUUCUUUUGCUUUCCAUAACUUCUUUUACAAGUUUUUGAACGAAAAUUUAGAUUUAUUUGAUCCGAAUAGAUCGAAACUUGAUGUUACUGCACUCAGCAAAGAAGCAAAAGUUGAUGUGCCGCUAAGGCCACAUCCACAACCAAUCAACGAAAGAAUCUCACUUCGUCCUCCUCUUCAUAAAAUAGUUCCUCUUAUUGCACCACAUAUUAUUAUCCCUUCUUUCAUUCGAACAUUCACAGAAAAUGAAUACUGGGCCGGAGACAUUCCUUCAAAAUCUCUGGAUACUUAUCACACAAAAGUAAAAAUAUUCACGCUGACAAAAGAUGAACUUCAAAAAGUAUACGGAUACGCUAAAAACGAAGAUAGCACAAUUCACGCCGCGUUAUACGCGGCAGUACUAUUUUCAGCUGCAAAAUAUCUUGUGACGGUAACGGUAACCAGUAACUCGAAAUUCAAGAAAAAAUCAACUUUAUCUCUUAAAAUACCAACACCGAUUUCUCUUCGUCCGACCGUCAAUCCACCAAUCUCCCAAAAUGAAAUUGGUGUAUACUUGACAGAGUUCACUUCCAAUUCACUAGUGAGAAUAAUUCAUCAAACAGAGUUUUGGAAAUUAGCAAGAGAAUGGCGAAGAGAUUUUUUAAAAAAUAAACCUGAGGCUAUGCAUAAAAUCUGGCUGCUGAGAUUUGUGGGAGAGCGUUACGAAGAGUGGAUAAAAUUGCUGAAAGGAUGGCGAUUUGCAAAAGAGAAUGGUGGAAUGGGAAGAAAUGCUUCCGGCGAAAUAUCUAAUUUGGGAAGAUGGAUUGUUACUGAUGAAAAAAGAGAUAGUACUGAUCCAAAAGUAAGUAUGAAAGAAGAAAAAUGGGCAAUUAUUGAUAUGACAUUCUCACAGUGUGCAUAUGUGGUUGGCUCAGCUUUCAACAUUAAUGUCGUAACACAUAGCGACAAUUUUCGAGGCACAGUGACAUAUCAAAAGGGCGCAAUUUCCGACGAUAAAAUGGAGAAAUUUGUUCGUGGAUUGAUCGACGCUUUGAAAUGUGUAGCUGAAAAAGGAGAUGUCAAAUUUGGAGAACUUUAA
Molecule: messenger RNA, 1533 nt
Organism: Ambispora gerdemannii
Lineage: Eukaryota; Fungi; Glomeromycota; Glomeromycetes; Archaeosporales; Ambisporaceae
Source: the annotation of a GenBank genome assembly